AUGUCACCCACAGACCGCAUCAGACAGGUUGCCAGCCACCUCAACUUUCCCCAAGGCCUGCUCGCGGGCCAAGUGGCCAUCAUCACGGGCUCUGGACAAGGCAUUGGCGCCGAGACGGCAAAGCUCUUUGCCAAUGAGGGUGCCAAGGUCGUCGUCUCAGACAUCGAUGCCGGCAAGUCAGAGGAGGUCGCACGGCGGAUCCGCGAGGAUGGCGGCAGUGCCGUAGCGAUUCCGGGAGACAUGCUAGACGACAAGUACCUCGAGGAGCUGGUUCGCAAGGCGGCCGAGUUUGGCGGCGGCAAGAUCCAUAUCAUAGUCAACAACGCGGGCUUCACAUGGGACGGAGUGCUCCACAAGACGACGGACAAGCAGUGGGAGACGAUUUUGGCGCUGCACUGCACGGCGCCGUUUAAACUGGUGCGCGCGGCGGCGCCCUACUUCCGGGUGAGGGACGGCGAGGCGCGCAACAUCAUCAACAUCUCGUCGACGUCGGGGCUCCACGGCAACGCGGGGCAGGCCAACUAUGCGCUGGCCAAGGCAGGCGUCGUCGGGCUCACCAAGACGAUUGCCAAAGAAUGGGGGCCGCGCUUCGGCGUGCGCUGCAACACGGUCGCGUUUGGGCAUAUACUCACGCGGCUGACGGCGGCGCGCGAUGGAGCAGAGUCGGACGCGUUUGCCACCUUGGCCGAUGGGUCCCGCGUCUCGCUGGGGAUUCCGCGCGCGCAGGUCGAGAGCCGUGCCAAGGCCGGGUUUGAGGACAUUGCUCUGCGCCGUCCGGGUACGGCGACGGAGGCAGCUAGGGCAAUCUUGGCUGUGGCCAGUCCGCUGUUUAGCUAUGUUGACGGGCAGACGAUAUCGGUGACGGGCGGGCGGAAUAUGUAA
Molecule: messenger RNA, 882 nt
Organism: Aplosporella prunicola CBS 121167
Lineage: Eukaryota; Fungi; Ascomycota; Dothideomycetes; Botryosphaeriales; Aplosporellaceae
Exons: 2
Coding region: 1-882 (293 amino acids)
Source: RefSeq, a predicted model, not a curated record